Molecule: messenger RNA, 1883 nt
Organism: Paramacrobiotus metropolitanus
Lineage: Eukaryota; Metazoa; Tardigrada; Eutardigrada; Parachela; Macrobiotidae
Product: forkhead box protein D3-like
Exons: 2
Coding region: 590-1726 (378 amino acids)
Biological process (GO): anatomical structure morphogenesis; cell differentiation; regulation of transcription by RNA polymerase II
Molecular function (GO): DNA-binding transcription factor activity, RNA polymerase II-specific; RNA polymerase II cis-regulatory region sequence-specific DNA binding
Source: RefSeq, a predicted model, not a curated record
AAUCAGUUAAUUAACAUUGAUUUUACCGGUAUUAAUCUCCGGCAAGUUUUGCAAUGCACAGAUUUCUGUUCGAUUUACUGUAAACUGUUUGUCUGCUAUAGGAAAACAUGGCAUGAAAAACGUAAGUGAGCGCGCGCCGCUUUACAUAAGUAAUCCACCACACCACGCUCUGCGACUGGUUCAGACACUCAACUUUAUCCGCCUACUGUCAUCGCAACUGAGCAGUUAGCAUAACAAACUCCCCAAUCAACGCACCAAUCAUAGGCGGAGCCGGAUGCACCACAUAUAUAUACGGCAUAUACAUCUAAACGCGCGAGCGCUUGAAGCUUAUAUACACAAGAAUAGGAUCGCUUUGAUACACAAACUUUAAUCUAUUAGGAUUUGUCGGCAAUUGUGUUCGCAGAAGGUGAUUCUGUUUACUGGAUUGGUGCUACAGUCCUCGUGAAAACUGCCAAGUAUGGACUAUUUAAAUAAGGCGUGCAGUACUGUAAAUACAACAACGUUUUCCCAAUUUUUGCCCGUCUGUUGAUUAGCGCACGACACUUUCUGAUUGUGAGUUUUCUCCUCAACGUUGCACGGUGUGGAUACUAUGUUGCUCAACGUUGACAUGGCUGAAGCGCACGUACGACAAAACAUGAACGGCAGCCCGUUGUCCAUUGCCAGCUCAGACGACUCCCAUAGCAAGCCGACCUUAUCGGCGGGCGCGUGUUUGACUGCAUCUCAUGAAUAUGACCAGGACGACAAUGUUUCCGAUCAUGAUGAAAGUAUUGACCUUGACAUGGAUCCCGAUGAUAAUGUGAUUAAAUCCAGCAAUAAUCCAGACGACAAUGAUCCUUCGUCUGAGGGAAAGUCGACUUUUGGCAAGAAGAAUGUCCAUCAAAAACCAGCUUACAGUUAUAUUGCCCUUAUCACAAUGGCUAUACUUAAUGCACCUGACAAAAAAUUGACGCUGUCGGGCAUCUGCGAGUUUAUCAUGAAUCGAUUCCCGUACUAUCGCGAGAAGUUUCCAGUUUGGCAGAACAGCAUACGGCAUAACCUUUCCCUCAACGACUGCUUCGUGAAAAUUCCCCGCGAGCCUGGCAACCCGGGCAAGGGCAAUUACUGGACAUUGGAUCCACAAAGUGAAGACAUGUUCGAUAACGGCAGCUUUUUACGUCGCCGGAAGCGUUUUAAACGCCCGCAACCGGAGCCGUAUCGGGACCAGAACACCGUCUUCCUAGGCGAUCCCUACACUGCUCGUUUACUGGGCCAUCACGGUGCGCCGUACCCCUGCAUCCAUCCGGCCGCUAUGCCCUUUCUACCUAAUCCUCGCGCGCCCUUCACACUGCCCAUACCUGCCGCGCCUCCGAUGCCGGUUGUACCCCAUACUAUGCUGCACCACAGCCCUUUGCAGCCGACGGCCAUUAAGCUGCCCAGUUCGCCGGCUACAACAUCCAAAUCGUCGGCAUUUACCAUUGAUAAGCUGAUUGGGGAUACAAAAAGCACAUCAUCAUCGCCGGACAGUAGUAAGAACACAAAUAUUACUGCACCGACAUCCCCGAUUAAAUCCAUUUCACCCCUGCCUGUUAAUGCCCUGCAAUCGGCUUGGGCGCGUAGUAUGGCGGCUACAAUGCAGCAGCGUAACCUUCCCUUUACAGCAGCACCCGGUUUCCUGCCCAAUAUGCAUUCACAAGAUUUUGAGAGGUAUCGCCAGUAUAUGAACUUGUUUCCUUUCUGGCAUAAAUGAGCUUUUGACUGGAGAAUAGUUAAUACAGAUGCCUUAAAUAUGUUACUUCGCAGUUAUCUAUACUAAAAACAGCGAUUUAAUCUGACAUUUUUGUAUGCGCUAUUCAUUUUUUUCUCACAUGGAGUGGAAUUGAAGUGGUAAUAAAAAUUGGUUAUUA